UGCCCCUUCGGGCAAAAGGAGAGGAGUCAGCCUGGAGAGCCCAGAGCAGGGAAGAUGAUCCUUGCCAAAAGGAAGUCCCCGGGUUAGAGGUCCUCCUCAUAGGAUCUUCUCUGGGCCCUUCGUAGAGGGCCCAGAGGGCUGGAGAGUGAUGAACACCAUCGAGGGAGAGGCCAGGCAUGCCCUGGGGUCACACUAAUUUUCGGGUCCAGGGGUCAGAACCGGAAGGGUUUUCCCAUGAUCACCAUCAGAAGCGCCCUGCUGUGCAAGUUGCCAGUCAUGGAAAAAGAAGUCCACUGGGGCUGUUUCUAAAGCUGCCGCUGGAACCCAAACUAUCUCCAUCGCAGCCAGUCCAGAGGAAAUCUACUUAUCUCCCAAGAACUCAAGAGCAGAAAACACUCCAGGGCCCAGGGGGCUUGUCUUCUGAUGGAGACUUGCGCCUCAACUGGGUCAUGAAGCCCAGGCCUGUGAUCCCAACAGGGCAAGGAUCUAAGGGAAAACCACCGGGCUUCCACUUGCCUACCUUCCCACAGCAGGUCCAGCAGAAGCAGGAGAGGCUGAAGUCCAAGGUGUUUCCAUUCUGGGAACAUGCUAACAGUGUCCAGAGUGGAAAAACGGGCCCUGCAGUCCCCAAGACAGAGACCCGGGCCACUAAUGAGAGAGAAAAUUCCCAGUGGAGCACAGGCUGGGGAACAAAGAACUUCUCAAGCCCAGGCCUGGGAGAGUUACACCCCACCAAGCCCAAAAUCUCAUGGGAACCAAAAGAGGCCAAUAGUACUUCUCAUCUACAACACUCAUCCUCACUUCCCUUCCUAAGAGGCAGUACUUCUGGCACCGGCCGUGACUCACCCUGCUAUUGUUCCAUUUGCUUUCCUUCUCCAGUUUUUGGGAAUCUUGUGAAGGUUGUGCCAAUGAAGAAGACCCCAGUGAAUACCCCAACUGCCAAUCAGAAUACAUCCACUAUGGCCAAGAAUUCCCAAGUGCCAAAGAAUAAUAAUAAGCAAACUGUGAAGCUUAAAUCAGCUCUUAUUACCAGCUGCUCAGAUGGUACACCAGGGUCCCAGAGACGGUUCCAUCCAUUUCGGGUUCGCUUUGAAGAUGAAAGUCCCAAGGAUAUGGCACUCCGAUACUGGGAGAGGAACUAUGAGGUUCAGAAAAGCCUCCACAAGAGCACAGUCGCAUGUCAGUCCCCAGAACAGAUGCCAGGAAAACCAGGAAUAUGGAUGGAUGGAGUUUCAAGGAGUGGACCUCAGCAGACAAACUUGUGGCAAGAUGAAUCCCUUUGUGAUACCAGAAGGAACAUCUUACCCACGUCAUUCCAGGGCUUGUCUGCUGAUAACCUAAAGAAGACGACCAAUUACAGCGCUGUGUUUUCUAGUCCACUGGCCACCGUCGACUUCUCUGACACCAAGCCGUUCCAGGACCUGAUCACGGAUCACCCGAAGAAGAGUUCCACCUGCAGCAAUCCCUACUCCAGCCCCCUGAGCAGCAUUGAUUUCUCUGGUACCAGCCCCAUCCAGGACCUGCCUGCCGAUACUAUGAAGAAGAAUCCCACCUACAGUGCCGUGUGCACGUCUAGUCCAUUGGCUGGUCUUGACUUCCCUGAUACCAAGCCCUUGAAGGAUCUGUCUAGCGAUCUCUCUACACACACCUCCUUGUUCUCCAGCCCAGCAACCACCAUUGACAGGUCAAAAAGCCGAUCCUUCAAUAAUAGGACCACUCCUGCGAGAGAAAACUCUCCUUCUUUGUGGGUUCCCAGAAUGGAUUCCUAUGGACCUCACUGGAAGUUGUCAAACAGCUGGAGGGGAGGACAACCAACAGUUUACCCAAUCUUCCCUUCACUUACCCAGAUCCGGGCUCAAAGGUCUGAAAGUCCCAAGCACAACAGCCCUGAGCCUCCCAAACAGACAAUUAGCCCAAGUGGCUCCUGAACAACAAGGCAACAUGGUAAUAUGGUAAUAAUCCCAGGGGCAUAGGGGCAGAGGACAAAUUCAGCAACAACCUCUGCCCCUUUCCAGCCCCUGCGACACUUCCCUCUCUCCCCAAAAAUAAAGUUACCUAAAAGCA
This is a messenger RNA of Monodelphis domestica (gray short-tailed opossum), 2064 nucleotides long. It is a transcript of the gene C1H9orf50, whose product is annotated as chromosome 1 C9orf50 homolog. The record is from RefSeq and is a predicted model, not a curated record. NCBI's taxonomy places the organism in Eukaryota, Metazoa, Chordata, Mammalia, Didelphimorphia, Didelphidae.